Phacochoerus africanus (Common warthog) is the source of this 6432-nucleotide messenger RNA. Its product is annotated as zinc finger protein 470. The coding region runs from base 1756 to 5091 and encodes 1111 amino acids. NCBI's taxonomy places the organism in Eukaryota, Metazoa, Chordata, Mammalia, Artiodactyla, Suidae. The record is from RefSeq and is a predicted model, not a curated record. Gene Ontology annotation, biological process: regulation of transcription by RNA polymerase II; positive regulation of reciprocal meiotic recombination. Gene Ontology annotation, molecular function: recombination hotspot binding; RNA polymerase II cis-regulatory region sequence-specific DNA binding; DNA-binding transcription factor activity, RNA polymerase II-specific. Gene Ontology annotation, cellular component: nucleus. The transcript is spliced from 6 exons.
CGCACUCCGAGCCGGCGGCGGCUCCCAGAAGCCCUUGUGACUCGGCUCUCAGCAGGGAAGUGUCUGGAAUUUCUGGGACCCAAAGUUUGGGCUGAAAAGCUUCUAGGCGGCUCUAGUUCGGACCAGGAGGCAACAACAGGGAACAGAAGGCAGUGGUCACCAAGCCGGGGAAACAACCCCUGCCUGGCAGCCUCGCCUCCUGAUUUCAGAAAGCCGCCGCCGCCCCUGUGGGGACUACCUUUCCCAGGGGCCCUUGCGCUGGGGGACACGCCCACUUCCGGCGAGGACUUGCAGCGCGGGCGUGAGCCGAGGUUCCGAGGAGAAAGCCCAAGUGGCGCGGUGGCAGUGGUACCCCCGGGGGGAGGCGCCGAGUGGUCGGCGUUGCUGUCUGAGCACGUGGGGGAGGGGACGUCUUGAACACGCGCGUGUGGCUUGACUGUGGCGGUGCGUGGUGUGUGUGUGGUGAGUGUGACUGGGACGAGAAGUCGGGUACAUGUGUGAGAUGUGACUUGGGGGGCGAGGAUGAGUCAAGUGUGAGUCUGGGGCCUGUGUUUCUGCGCGUGUCUUUUGUGCACCUGCACGUCCCAGCUGCAUGUGAGGAGCGGCUUGUCUUGGAAAGAAUGAAGGAAUUUGCCCGAGAGCUGGAAACACCGCCGGCCGAGACCACCCCCACUUCCUUCCUCUUCCUCCUCUCCGGCGGACACACACACACACACACACACAAGACUCAAGCACCCAGAGCCCUCGAAGCCUGAGAAGGUGCCUGGUUGGGGCGCUGCGGCUUCUGGAGCAUUCUUGCCAGUCCCACCUGGAAGGUGUGGAAGUUGGGCCACGUCCCCAAGUCCACAGGACUGAGUAUAGAGAUGAGACACUGAAGAAUAGAGAAGACAAGUGAUCACUAGUAGGUGGAAGAGCCAGGAUUCACAUCCAGGACGGGCUGAUCCAGAGUCCCCUGUGUCCCAGCUCUCAUGCAAUCCCCUCCACAACUGCUUGAGGUAGGUAUCGUUAACCACUUUUGACAGUUGAAGAAACUGACCCUGAGGGGGUUAAAUAAGUUCGAGAAUUCAGAUCCCAAACCUCCACUGUGCAGUUUUGUUUUGUUUUUUUUCUUGAACUUUCUGACCCAGUUUCUGUUAAGUAAAAUGGUGACCUAUACCUCACAGGGCUAUUAUAAGGUUGAGUGCGCUCAUAGUAAUGCACUCGCUACAGUCCCUGCCACAUUAUAGGUGUUGAUUCUUAGCAUCGUCAUCAUUAUAAUACUGCUUUUCCAAAGCAGUCGAAUUCAGGAGAAAGCGGGGGACAGGGGACUUCUUCCGAACUAUAGUUUGUCACACAGCAAAAUGAGAACCUGGGUCUCCUGACGGUGUUUUGGUCCAUCUCUCUGCAAGCCACCUGGACUGCUGUAACAAAGGUAAUGCCCCUUUCUGGGGAAGGUGGCUUUUUUCAUGUCUCAUAGACUUUUUACAAAUCCUGAGUAGUUGUUUACAAGCUUGUGACUUGUGCACAAGUUCAUUUUCCAGAACUUUUCAUGUGUGCGGUAGUGGCCAUGGUCCCUAUUUUCAUUGACAGCUGUGAAGGUCAGAUCAGGGUAGUGAUAUUUGCAGCAUGCCUAGGACAUGUCUGUUGUGAAAGGAUGGGUGUCUUUGAGCGAGAGAGAGAUUGUGCUCAGCCUGAAAAUCCAGAGCAGUGCAGAGCCCCAACUGUAAAUGAAAGGUUUCCUAGUGAGUGGCUGGACUAUGGGGGCAGGGAACAGAUAUGGGAAGAUCAGAGGGAAGGAAAGGGAAAAGUUUCCAGGCUGUGAUUGCUAGAGUUACUCAGUCUCUCACCAAUCAUUUCUCCUCCCCCCCAGCUGUGCCCUCUCAGGGUAAAGCCCUUCUCCACAUGAGGUGCCGAGAAGAAGAGGUGGUGAUGGGAAUUGAACUUCUUAAAACCAUGUCCCUGGAUUCAGUGACAUUCACGGAUAUAGCCAUAGACUUCUCCCACGACGAGUGGGAACGGCUGAAUCCUGCUCAAAGGACUUUGUACAAGAAGGUGACGUUAGAGAACUACGGGAACCUGGUUUCACUGGGUCUUUGCAUUUCUAAACCAGAUGUUAUCGCCUUACUUGAGCAAGGUAAAGAGCCCUGGAUGGUGACAGGUGAGACGACAGGAGGCCUGUGCCCAGACUUGGAGUAUGUGUGGAUGACAAAUGAAUUAUCUCCAGACCAGGAAAUCUUUGAGGAAAAAUUAUCCCAGGCAGUGGUAAUGGAAAGACUUCCAAGCUAUGACUUUGAAUAUUCCACAUUAGGAGAAAACUGGAAAUGUGAAGACCUGCUUAAGAGGGAGCUGAUAAGUCAGAAGACACAUUUUAGGCAAGAGACAGUCAUUCAUAUGAAUACCUUUAUUGAGAAAGGAGAUCAAUCUAACAAAUCUGGGACAGUUUUUCAUCUGAGUACAUUAUCUUAUAUAAAACAGGCACUUCCUAUUGAAGAGAGAAUAUAUAAUUUUGACACAGAUAAGAAAAGUUUAAAAACACAUUCCUUUGUUAAAAAACACAAACAAAUCUAUGGAGAAAAGAAACUUUUGAAAUGUAAUGACUGUGAGAAAACUUUCGGCAAAAUCUCAACUCUUACUCUUCAUCAAAGAAUUCACACUGGAGAAAAACCCUAUGAAUGUAUUGAAUGUGGGAAAGCCUUUAGCCAAAGUGCCCACCUUGCUCAACAUCAGAGAGUCCACACAGGAGAAAAACCCUUUGAAUGUACUGAAUGUGGGAAAGCCUUCAGCCAGAAUGCUCAUCUUAUUCAGCAUCAGAGAGUUCAUACUGGAGAGAAACCAUAUCAAUGUAAGCAGUGUAAUAAAGCCUUCAGCCAGCUCGCACAUCUCACUCAACACCAGAGAGUUCAUACUGGAGAGAAACCCUAUGAAUGCAUCGAAUGUGGAAAGGCUUUUAGUGACUGUUCAUCCCUAGCUCAUCAUCGAAGGAUUCACACUGGAAAAAGACCCUAUGAAUGUAUUGACUGUGGGAAAGCUUUCAGGCAGAAUGCUUCUCUUAUACGUCACCGGAGGUAUUGUCACACUGGAGAGAAACCCUUUGAUUGUAUUGAUUGUGGGAAAGCUUUCACUGAUCACAUAGGACUUAUUCAGCAUAAGAGAAUUCAUACUGGAGAGAGACCUUACAAAUGUAAUGUGUGUGGCAAGGCCUUUAGCCAUGGCUCAUCCCUGACUGUACAUCAGAGAAUUCAUACAGGAGAGAAACCCUAUGAAUGUACUAUCUGUGAGAAAGCCUUUAGCCAUCGUGGCUCACUUACUCUUCAUCAAAGAGUUCAUACUGGAGAGAAGCCCUACGAAUGUAAGGAAUGUGGAAAAGCUUUUCGCCAGAGCACACACCUCGCCCAUCAUCAGAGAAUUCAUACUGGGGAGAAACCUUACGAAUGUAAGGAAUGCAGCAAAACCUUCAGCCAGAAUGCACACCUUGCACAGCAUCAGAAAAUACACACUGGAGAGAAACCCUAUGAAUGUAAGGAAUGUGGCAAGGCCUUCAGCCAGAUUGCACACCUUGUUCAACACCAGAGAGUCCAUACCGGCGAGAAGCCUUAUGAAUGUAUUGAAUGUGGGAAGGCCUUUAGUGAUGGCUCCUAUCUUGUUCAACAUCAGAGACUCCACACUGGCAAGAGGCCGUAUGUGUGUCUUGAAUGUGGGAAGGCAUUCAGACAGAGGGCAUCGCUCAUCUGUCACCAAAGGUGUCACACAGGCGAAAAACCUUAUGACUGUAACAUCUGUGGGAAAGCCUUUAGCCAUCGUAAAUCCCUUACUCUGCAUCAAAGGAUUCACACAGGAGAGAAACCUUAUGAAUGUAAAGAAUGCAGCAAAGCCUUCAGCCAGAUUGCCCAUCUGACACUACAUAAGAGGAUUCAUACUGGAGAAAGGCCCUAUGAAUGUAAAGAAUGUGGAAAAGCCUUCAGACAGAGUGUGCACCUUGCUCACCAUCAGCGAAUUCAUCCUGGAGAACCGGACGUGGAGAAGAAAUCCUACGACUGCAGCGAGUGUGGCAAGGCUUUCGGCCGCAGCUCGUCGCUGAUGAAGCACCAGCGCAUCCACAGCGGGGAGAAGCCCUUCCAGUGUGACGUGUGCGGAAAGCACUUCCUGGAGCGGUCGUCUCUGACCAUCCACCAGCGGGUCCACACGGGCGAGAAGCCCUACGCGUGCGGGGACUGCGGCAAGGCCUUCAGCCAGCGCAUGAACCUGAUCGUGCACCAGCGCACGCACACCGGCGAGAAGCCGUACGCCUGCGGCGUGUGCGGGAAGGCCUUCCGGAAGACCUCGUCCCUGGCCCAGCACGAGAGGGUGCACACGGGCGAGAAGCCCUACGCCUGCGGGGACUGCGGCAAGGCCUUCAGCCAGAACAUGCACCUGAUCGUGCACCAGCGCACGCACACCGGCGAGAAGCCCUACGUGUGCGGGGACUGCGGCCGCGCCUUCAGCCAGAACAUGCACCUGACGGAGCACCGGCGCACGCACACGGGCGAGAAGCCGUACGCGUGCGGGGACUGCGGCCGCGCCUUCAACAAGAGCUCAUCGCUGACGCUGCACCGGCGCAACCACACGGGCGAGAAGCCCUACGCGUGCGGCGAGUGCGGCAAGGCCUUCAGCCAGAGCUCCUACCUCAUCCAGCACCAGCGGCUGCACAUCGGCGUGAAGCCCUUCGAGUGCGGCCAGUGCGGCAAGGCCUUCAGCAAGAACUCCGCCCUGACGCAGCACCAGAGGAUCCACACCGGCGAGAAGCCCUACGCCUGCUACAUCUGCAAGAAGCACUUCACGGGCCGGUCGUCCCUGCUGGUGCACCAGAUGGGCCACACGGGCGAGAAGCCCUACGCCUGCAGCGAGUGCGGGAAGGCCUUCAGCCAGAGCGCCUACCUCAUCGAGCACCAGCGCAUCCACACGGGCGAGAAGCCGUACCGGUGCGCGCAGUGCGGGAAGGCCUUCAUCAAGAACUCCUCGCUCACAGUGCACCAGAGGAUCCACACCGGGGAGAAGCCCUACCGGUGCGGCGAGUGUGGGAAAACCUUCAGCCGGAACACCAACCUCACGCGGCACCUGAGGAUCCACACCUAGAGAGGCUGUCCCCCCCCCCCCCCGCCUCGACUGCAUCAGGUGGUUGGGGCCUUAGCCGGGAAUCCGCACCAGUGGGCGGAGCCCUCAGCCGGGACUCCGCAAGGUGGGCGGGGCCUUAGCCGGGAAUCCUCACGGAUGGGCGGGACCCUCAGCCGGGAAUCUGCACCAGGUGGGCGGGGCCCUCAGCCGGAAGUCUGCACAGGUGGGCAGGACCCUCAGCCGGGAAUCUGCACAGGUGGGCGGGGCCCUCAGCCGGAAGUCUGCACAGGUGGGCAGGACCCUUAGCCAGGAAUCUGCACAGGUGGGCGGGGUCCUUAGCAAUGAAUUUGCACCAGGUGGGGGGCAGUUCCCUCGUGGCGACCCAGGGUGGCGCCGCCCCACAAAAUUUAGGAAUAUAGGGGCCCCGGUGCACGCACGCGCCUUCCUGGCAGGGCGUCCGCAACACCAUCCAACCAGAACGCAAACUCCUGAGUGCCCAGCGUACUUGGGAACAGUGCGAAGUUGGCUGUGGCUGGUACCUCACCGGAGCUCCAGGAACCAGACCGAGCUCUCAGUAAAUCGUGAGCGCUCUCAGCGUAUUUAGAGGCCCCGGUUUCCGUUCUGAUAGUAAAGUGGGAGAGGGCCGUGGGGGGGAGAGCUUCUUCAGAGAACCUGGGGACAUUUCUUCCCUUGUCACACACACCGUGGUUAGUCCGUGAGGUUCCUCCUCAGGUAAGAGCUGGGGCGGGGGGGAGGGUCCUCCGCCUUCCAGACAUCCCAGCCCCCCCUGCAGUCUCCCUGAACCUUACUGGAACACCCCCACCACACACACAAGCUAAUAAGCGGUAAAAGUUGGCAAGUCGUUCGCGAGGGAUUUUUUUUUUUUUUUUUUGCAGGGUUAGUAAGAACAGUAACCACUUUGGAUGCCAAAGUUUCUUAUAGUGGUCUGUUAACAUUUUUUUAAAUAAAACUUUUCAUGAUGGGAGAGCAGCGUUAUUUUAAGCAGUCAUCAGGUGAGAUAGAUACAGGGACCAGCUGUGCUGUCGGUUUCAGUGCUUGUGGGAGGGGCAGGGGAGUGAAUUCCAGCAGGCCUGAUACUCGGGUUUAAAUCCUCACUGGAUUCAGUAAGUGUGCAGCUGAGUCUCUCUUUAUAGUUAUUUUUGCAGUUAAACUUGAAGGAGUUUCUUGAGGCUGACCUGAAGCUUUGUAUACACAGAGUUCCCCCAGUCUCCUCUCUCUGGGGCCUUUCCACCACCCUUUUUAUUUUAAUGUGCUUGUGCUACUGGUCCUGGCAUGUCUGACUGUCCCACGCUUCCUGAUGCUGCUGUUCACAAAGAAUAAAUAAUUUAUUUUAAGCAGUCA